Messenger RNA from Condylostylus longicornis, 2335 nucleotides. RefSeq lists its product as uncharacterized. The transcript has 3 exons. The record is from RefSeq and is a predicted model, not a curated record. NCBI's taxonomy places the organism in Eukaryota, Metazoa, Arthropoda, Insecta, Diptera, Dolichopodidae. Gene Ontology annotation, biological process: sleep; positive regulation of voltage-gated potassium channel activity; regulation of synaptic transmission, cholinergic. The coding region runs from base 158 to 595 and encodes 145 amino acids.
AAAUAGAAUUUUUCAGUAAUAAAAUAAUAAAUUUUACUCUAACCGUGUACAACAGCACACGUUCGAAAUAAAUAUUACACUUUUCGAUAAUUUUUUUUAUAUAUUUAGAAACAAAUAAAAUUAUUUUAGUAUACAUAUAUAAAAUUUAAAGUACAAGAUGCUUUUGAAGAACUUCAUGAUUGGAAUAAUAUUAGCUGUAUGCCUUAUCGAAUGUUGUAAAGCAAUACAGUGCUACAAAUGUCAAUCAGAUCAAAAUCCAUUGUGCGGUGAAGAUAAUUUUUCAAAGGGUAAAAAUCCAAAAAUGAUUGAUUGCUUAAAGCAAGCUCCACCAUCAUCAUUGGGUUCAAAUGCUAAAGCCCCAACAAAGUGUAGCAAAAUCGUUUUCAAAGACAAUAUUGGCACUAUCGUAAAACGCGAUUGUCAUUGGGAACGUAUUGGUGACUCGUCCACAACAUGUUUAGGUCAUGAAAACAUGAGAAUUGAAAAAUGCGAAACAUGUACAGGUGACUUAUGUAAUUCAGCGUCUCAACCAUUUAUUAUGAUUGGCUUACCAACAACUUUACUAUUAGCUGCAGCUAAAAUACUUUUGCAUUAAUUAAUACUUACAAAAAAUUAUUUGUAUUUAAUCUUAAAAAGUCUAAGUAUCCCGUGGGACUGUUUACAUAUUACAUAACGGUUCAAUAGAUAGGCGAUUCAACAAUGCUAUUAUAAAAUUCAUAAUGUCAGUAUUCAAAUAUAUUUAUCGCAUGUGGCAAGGAACUGGGGUUAACACAUUGUACACUCUUAUUAUGUAAUAUAUGAAAAGUCCUACAUAAAUAAAAAAACCUACUAUAAUAAUGUAAUUGGAAAAUCAUUACAAAUAUUAAAAAAAAAUUGAAAUUAAAAAAAAUUGAAUUAAUAUAAAUAUGUAUGUACAUAUGCAUAUUAACUUUUGUAAAAGAAUAAUAAUUUAAAUAUGUAUGUAGGUAUGUAUGUAUAGUGAAAAAAUUGUCUGUUUCAUAAAUUUAUUUUAUUUUAUGAACUAACUUACAUAUGUAUGUAUAUUUUUUAUGUUUUUAAAAUCUUCCAUAUGUACAUAAAUAAUUUUCUAAUUUUUACAAUAUUAUUACUUUUCAGUAUUGUUCGUUCAGAAAAAUAUUAAAAAUUUAAUUAAUAUUUGAUUUGAAAAUAAAAUACUACUACAUUUUAAACUCUAUACAUGUAUAGAAAAAAUUAAAAUAUGGAAAAGUGCCAAAAUAAAUAAUAUUGCAAAAGAUUUGUAAUAACUAAUAGCAAACUGAAAAUAAUAAUAUGAUGUAAUUUUUGAUACAGUGUUAUAUUAAUUAGAAGUUUUGGAAAUUUUUAAUAAGUAUAUAUGCAUUUGUUUUCUUUUUUUGUUAUUUAUUUUUUCUUUUUAAUAAAAUAUUGGUUGUACUUAAAAUUUAUCAGUACCUAAUCAGAAAUUAUUUAAAAUGAAAUUUUAACAUUGUGUCCAGAUAGUUCGUCGGUUACAGUAAUAUUUUUUGUAAUGUCAUGCUGUCUAAUACUUAGUAUCAGCUAUUUGGGACAAGGUGCAAUUUCUCCAUUCUCCCAUCAAAAAUUUUAAAAAAUUUCGUCUUUGCUCUAUUUUCCAUUUUGAAAAAUUGCAUAUACCGAGAAAAGAAAUUUCUGAAAGUGCAUUUUACAUUAUAAGGUCACAUUUACUUAACUCUUGUACAUUUCUACAACAGUUAAGUAAAUUGGCAUGGUGCAUAGGUACACGAAUUUAAUUAACAAUUACUCUUGCAUUGAGUAAAAACCCAUCGGAACUAACUUUCAAUAACAUCCUUAAAUUUUUAAUUUUCAGUCAUUUAUAUUCAUGCAUUCACAUUUAAUAAUCAUUUUCUAUUUGAAAUGGUAGUUUUUAUUGAAAUGAUUCCUAUAAUGAAUUGGUUUUAUAGCAUGUUGGACCUAAUUUAAGUUUGAAAAUUUUUUGGCAGAUAUGCAAACAUAAAUCACAUGCUACCUGGAACGAAGAAAAAUAAACUGUGUAAAGCCAAAAACUCAUAAUUGAAAUGUAAUUAAAUAGAAUAUAAUCAAAAAAACUUGUCAUUUCUAAAACUUAUCUUUGUGCACAACACAUUAUUAUUAAAACAAAAAUCAUUUUUAACAUUUAUAUUUCAAUUAUGUAUUUAAGAGUAUGAUUUUCAUAAAAAACAAUAUUCGAAAUAACAAACUUUGAAUAUUUUUUAAAUUGCGGACAUUCAAAAUGUAAGCUAUAACUUCAUAAUUACGUAGGAAAAAAAUGUUAUAAUUUUAAUUUGAACAAUAUUAGUAAUUCUUUUGUAUUCUUUACCAAAAAAUAAAAAAAAUAAAU